AAGAAGGGAGCUUUGUGUUCUGUCGUGCAUGCAUAUUCUUUCUGCAUUGCCGGUUUUGCAUGCACUCACGCUUCUUUCUUCUUCUUCUCUCUCUUUUCAAACCCCGAUCGCCGUGACCCCGGUAACCGGAAUCUGACAUACAUACUUGGAUCUCACUUCACCGCCGCCAUCUUCACCACUAAGAUAAUAUCAAGCAGUAAUAAACAAGCAAAAAAAAAACAAGGAGGGAUGAGUAAAAGUAAACUAUGAUAGGGUUUGGGAAUAAACUCAGUUUAGGGUUUUGAUUCAACACUUACAAACUAAGUUAAUAUUGAUUGAUUGUAAUCAUAUGGGUACAAAUAUAUGUAUGAAUGUGUCAUGCUCAUCAAGCACUUCGAUUCAUUGGAAGAAAGGCUGGAAAUUACGAUCUGGUGGAUUUGCAGAUCUUUGUGAUAACUGCGGGUCUGCUUAUGAGCAAUUAAUCUAUUGUGACACAUUCCACCUUAAAGAAACUGGUUGGAGGGAAUGUACUUCUUGUCGCAAGCGCCUUCAUUGUGGAUGUAUUGUUUCGAAGUCGUUUCUUGAGCUACUCGAUAAUGGUGGUGUAGAGUGUAUCAGCUGUGUUAGAAGUGCCCAGUUUUCCUUUAUUCCGAGAGACGAAGAGGUGAAUAGAUGUCGUACUCUGUCAGCGGAUGCUCUUGGUGAAACACAGCAGACAUUCUUGGCCAAUAAAGUAGAUGUUAUUAAUAGGGGAAAUCUCAUGUUUUUUGGCUUACGGACGGAUGGUGACGGACAUAUAAACCUACAUCAGUCUCACAAAGAUAACACAAAUGGUUCUCUUCAACAUAUUAAAGGGGAGCAAGUGAUGUCUCCAGUAGGGGACUUUAGAACCCCAAACUUUUCAAAUUUAAAAAGACCAUUCAUGGGAUCUUUAGUACAGACUUCCAUCGGUAUGAAUAUAGGGAACUCUUUUGAAAAUCCUAAUAUAGCAUUGCGUGUACCUGGUUUACUUGUCGAUGGAAGGGAUCAGAACACACUUGCCUCUUCAUUUCAGCAAGGACAUAAUCUUAUGAAAAUUGGUUCUGGUUUGAACUCAGAGGCAAGUAAGGAUGUUCUGCCACAGGCACGGGUUGCCAGGCCUCCUCCUGUUGAAGGGCGUUGCCGUCCCCAGUUGCUACCACGUUAUUGGCCGAAAAUUACGGACCAAGAACUCCAGCAAAUAGCAGGAGAUACAAAUUCAACUAUUGUGCCACUGUUUGAGAAGGUUUUGAGUGCAAGUGAUGCGGGUCGGAUUGGUCGUUUAGUUCUCCCAAAAGCAUGUGCUGAGGCGUAUUUCCCUCGAAUAUCCCAGCCUGAAGGUCUUCCUAUAAGGAUUCAAGAUAUUAAGGGAAAAGAUUGGAUGUUUCAAUUCAGAUUUUGGCCCAAUAACAACAGCAGAAUGUAUGUCUUAGAAGGUGUAACCCCAUGUAUACAGUCUAUGCAAUUACAAGCUGGUGAUACUGUUACUUUCAGUCGCAUAGAUCCUGAAGGAAAACUCCUCAUGGGCUUUCGGAAGACCUCAAGCCCUGUAAUUAUGCAGGAGAACCAAAUGUCUGCCAUGUCUAGUGGCAUACUACCCUAUUCUGGUGCUGGUGGGAACCGACCUAUAGCAAGUGGUUAUUCAAACCGCAAUCGGUCACCGAAGGGAUAUGUGGAUCCACAUCUAAGUGCUCUAUCGGACUUGAAUAUAGGCAAUGGAGAUAUUAGCUGGCAUAAAAAUGAAGACAACGGAGGCUGGCCAGGCGAGGGUUUGCCGAUGCAGCAACCAUUGUUUGUUCAGAGAAGUCGUAAAAUUGGAUCCAAAGGUAAGAGGUUGCUCAUGGACACCGAAGAUGCUCUUGAGCUGAAGCUGACAUGGGAAGAGGCACAGGAUUUGCUUCGCCCUCCCCCUACUGUGAAACCUAGCAUAGUCAAAAUUGAGGACCAUGAGUUUGAAGAAUAUGAAGAACCUCCAGUUUUCGGGAAGAAGACAAUUUUUACAGCACGAUCAUCUGGGGGUCAAGAUCAAUGGGUUCAGUGUGAUAGUUGCUCCAGGUGGCGAAAAUUGCCAGCAGAUGUUCUUCUCCCUUCUAAGUGGACAUGUGCUGAUAAUACUUGGGAUCCUGAAAGGAGUUCGUGUUCGAUACCAGAUGAACUGAGCCGAAAAGAGCUGGACAAUUUUCUUAGAAUGAACAUGGAUAUCAAGAAACGAAGAGUAACAGCUAACCGUAGACCAACACUAGAGCGUGAACCUUCUGCUCUAGAUGCUCUGGCUAGUGUUGCAGCUCUUGGAGAUAGUGCUGUUGAUCCUGAAAUUCCUUCUGUUGCCACUACCACCAGACACCCUCGACAUCGUCCUGGAUGCUCGUGCAUCGUGUGCAUUCAGCCUCCUAGUGGAAAAGGCCAAAAGCAUAAGCCCACUUGCAACUGCAACGUGUGCAUGACAGUGAAACGGCGCUUUGAAACUCUAAUGAUGCGCAAGAAGAAACGUCAGGAACUUGAAGGAGAAAUGGCUCAAAAGAAAAUCAACAUAUCAAUAGGUUCUAACAGGGAUGCAAUAGAAGAAGGUGGAUCGAAGUGUAGAAUGUUGCCUUCCGAUGGUGAAGAAACAAGGCCACGAUCUACAGAAUCUAAAGAUGGUCGGAGUAGAAACUUAUUUAAUUAUCAAACCACUGACACCGCUAUGGUUCAGAUAGAUUUGAACUGUGAUCCUGACCGUGAUCAGUUAGAACUUCUGCGAAGAGGCCCGCCGUCAGCACUAGGUGUUAGCAUGAUGACUCUUCUUCAGGAGGCAAGUCUUCCACUUGAGACUUAUUUAAAGCAGAAUGGUCUGACAAGUUUGGCAUGGGAGAAUCACCAAGGAAGCUCUAGUACUCAUGGCGCAGCCGCUGCUGUACCACCCCACGAAGUUGUUGGGGAGGAUAAUCAUGAAGGACUAAGACCGUCAACUCCUGAUGAAAAUGACAUCGCUUUAGUACAAGAAAGAGAGAUUGAGGGUGGCGAUGAAGGGCGGCCUUCUGUGAAUGACGAACAGAGCCAAGAGGAAAAUAAUGAUGGUAUAGUGUGAAUCCAAAUUUGAAAAUAGUUGUUUCAUCUGUAAUUUUAAGUUUUUGAUGGGUGUAAAGUUGAUAAGUCUCUUGUUGUUGUUAUAAUUCUCCAUCUCUGCUUGUUGUAGCCAAUAUUUUUUUUUGGUGUUACAAUAUUAAGCUAAAGGUCCAGAGCUCAAUUUCUCAUA
Papaver somniferum (opium poppy) is the source of this 3232-nucleotide messenger RNA. Its product is annotated as B3 domain-containing protein Os07g0679700-like. The transcript is spliced from 13 exons. NCBI's taxonomy places the organism in Eukaryota, Viridiplantae, Streptophyta, Magnoliopsida, Ranunculales, Papaveraceae. The record is from RefSeq and is a predicted model, not a curated record. The coding region runs from base 329 to 3064 and encodes 911 amino acids. Gene Ontology annotation, molecular function: DNA binding; zinc ion binding.